Molecule: messenger RNA, 5240 nt
Organism: Mytilus californianus (California mussel)
Lineage: Eukaryota; Metazoa; Mollusca; Bivalvia; Mytilida; Mytilidae
Exons: 6
Coding region: 73-1713 (546 amino acids)
Molecular function (GO): protein binding
Source: RefSeq, a predicted model, not a curated record
UAUAAUAGACAGCCAUUUCCUCACAUUUGGGAAGUAAAAGAAAACAUUAUUUAUAACAAAAGUAAAAGAAGCAUGGACAGAGAGGACCGAAGACGUUUCUUUGUUAUUGGAUCCGUUAUUCUGGAGGUUGUUACUCCGGUGUUUCGACAUAAACUGGAGAACAAAUACACUAACCAUGGAUCUGGAUGCUUUAAAGAUUAUUUAAACAUUCCGCAAGUGGUUCAUACUCUGUUCCAUUUACGACACAGAUACACGAGCUGCUGUACGGAUCAAAAUAAUUGUACGAACAAUAAGUCACUUCCUGUCACCUACUGUCAGUGGGACCUUAUGUAUACAGAAAACCCAGGGCCAGGUCAACAUCACUGCUACUGUAAAUAUACAGCUAAGCUUGUGCAACUGGAGAACCUUGACACCACCCUGUUAGGACUUAUUCUUCUCAACUGUUGUACUCUUGGGCCACCUGAAAAACAUGCAAUCCAAACCCUCAGGCAGUACAAGAAUGAUUACUUAAGCCACAACACAAAAUGUGGCAUAACAAAACAUGAAUAUGAUGCAUUGUGGCCACAUCUCACAUUUUUUGUACUACAACUUGACCCAAGCAAACAAGAUGAUCUUGUUAGAAUAAAGAACAGACCAAUGGAUGAACCACUUUGCACCAAAUACUUCAUUGACCUUUUGGAUGUUCACAAACAGCUGGAUCAGAUUGCAUUAACAGUUCAAGAGCUAAAUUCUACAUUUCAAGAAUUAAGCACAACAGUCCAUGGACUUAAUACAUCAUUACAAGGAAUAGGAUGGAAUAUGCAUGGAUCGUUCCAGGGAAUGAACACAACUUUACUAGGAAUGCAGACAUCAAUGAAUAAACUACUAUACUAUGCUGAAAAGGAAGUAACAUGUUCAUGUCAAAGACAGAAUCCUGAUAUUCAUAAACAAGAAAGAAAAUCCUACAACCUAGGACAAACUAUCUUCUAUGAACAUCACCAAUUUACAAGAUUAUCCUCAAGCUGUUAUUUUGAUUGUAACAAAGCUGUCAUAACAGAUGAUGGACUUGUGGCCUGUAUACAUACGGAAGAUUCCUCAAUAGAGAUUUAUAAUACAGAUGGUUCACAUGUUGGUACAAUACCCCUACAGAGUAAGCCAUUUGAUAUCUCCGUAGUCAACAACUCUAUAGUAGCUGUUACACAGCCUGGCUUAUAUAGAGUAGAUAUGUGGGACAUAAACAAAAAACAGAAAGUUAAAUCGAUACAAUUAUCUACCAAGUGCUUUGGCAUCACAACUAUGAACAACAAGGUAGUAGUGAGCUGUAGACGAAGAUUGUUGAUCAUAGAUCCUCAGACAGAGGAUACGGAGAAGACUAUUGAUAUUGGUGAUCAUAUUCCUUAUGCUCUCAGACUUUGUGGUUCUGGUGAUAGUAUAUUUUACACUUGUGGUGUUAGUUAUUACCUGUUCCAUUACAGUCAAUCUAAUAACAAGAUUUCAAAAGUAAAGCUACCAUCAAGGCUCAGAGAUAUAACCCUACUACAAGAUGGCAGUGGAUAUAUGAUAUGUAUGGAUGGAACAGUGCAACAUGUAUCAUCUGAUGGAAAGAAGUAUAAAAAAGUUACUACAAAGGGACUGACCUCUUUGAGAUGGCUUACUGGAAUAUAUUAUAAUCAGGUAAAAAGGCAACUGGUCAUUACAGAUGGAGACUCAAUUACAGUGUUUAACGAAUGCUGAUAUAUACUAGGAUUUAAAAAUGUAUUUUCUUCAAUAUCACCAAAAUGAACUAGUUACUGCAAGGUAUUACAGUGAAUGUGAGAGAUCUUGAGAGAGGAUAGAGAAACUAUACACUAUUUAUCUUUUAUCUUAACUUUGUAAACAGCCACAUCCGUUGUUUCUGACUUUGUAUACCUGAAUGAAUGUUUGGAUAACGGACUAGAAAGUCAAACAUGUAAACAUAUAUUGGGUUUUCUCUUUCACUAAGUUUCCAAUUACAGCAACACGUGUAAGCCGUUUAAAUCACUAUAUGUUCUAUGCAAUAUUAAUUUUGUACAAUAUCGUAGAAAAUAGCAUGUACAGGACUACAUUGAUUGGAGUGAUAGUAGAACAAGAACAAAGAAAACAAUGUUAAUUGAAUUCCUUGAGGUAGAUGUGUUUCACUAUAGUAUUGCAAGAAUUGAUUGUACAAAAGUAACAGUCAAACUUAGGCUACAUGCAUAAAAAUUUCCCUGAAUUAGCCAGAUUUCGGGAUGUUUGUCCUAUAUAUAGGUUUUCCUUAGGUUCUAAUGCAUGCCACAAAAUAAAAUAAAACUAGUAUCCUUUUAAUAACUACAAAAAUACAUUCAUCUAGGUAUCACUGACCUAAUCCAUUAGAGUUAUUAUCUGUAGUAUACGUUGAUCCUGUCGUAAAUCAUCCCCAUGUUUAAACAUAGUUACACAUUCACUACCUGUUUAUAAAGUCAGUGUACACGGCAUCAAAGCACUCUAUAAAACAUUGUUCAAAAUAAGACAAGUAAAUAUAUAUACAUAUAUCUCCCAAUCUCAGUAACAUAUCAAAUUUUUUACUUAGAUCAUUAUUGAAAGCUUUUCUGCAUUGUUCAACAUAGCAACUGAAACUGAAGUAAUGUAGGAAAAGUAAAUGAGAUAGCAACAAAACAAAAUAAAAGUUGAAAAAAUAUAGACAUUUAGAUGUCACCAUAUGUAUACUUCGAAAAUGACCAGUACUUACAACUAACGUAAGCUUAAAGUUCUUCCCAUGGAAAAAUCAUGAGCUAAUGAAGAGACUAAUCAGUGAACCCCCAAAUCAAAAAAGUUAAAAAGACCAAAUGAAGUACAACAUUGAAGCACAUUCACAACUUUGUUAUACAUAUCUAUUAUAUAUCCCUUUUCUUCAUAAAAGCACAGGACUUUAGUAAUGUAGCCUUCUCAACACAAAUACCAUUCAUUUUCACAUUAGUAUCCAAGUCAUCAAAACUGGAAAAGUUUAUUUUGGUUACCUCAUUGUCUUGCAGUAAGGCUCUAUGUCUUUCUAUCUAAAAUGUUAGUAGUUGAAACUGUUAAAAACAGUUAUAAAACAUUACAGUCAACACUGUUGAUGAAUACUGCUGCUUCGUUUAGUUUAAUCUGUGAGUAGAGCUCACAAUUGCAUGACACCCACAAUACAGAUAUGCGUUAAUCCAUGUUUUGUUAUUAGAAACCCUAAAAUUCCUUCAGGGCAAAGCUAUAAAAGCAAAAUGAAAAAUGUUAUAAAGUUUUCCUGACAAUCAUGUGUUGUUCAAUAAAAUAUUAUAAUGAUAAAAACGGUUUACCUUUUUCCUCCUAUUUCCAAUUUUUCUUGUCACAGCCUUUACGAUGCUUAUUAAUCUUUCUAUGAACAUUUGUUGUCUCGCCAGAGUAGCUCUCUUUAAACGACAUUCCUGGCCACCCCUGUUUCCUUAUUGCAUUACUGAUCACUCUAUGCCUAUACUUAAAACAUUUAGUAAAAGCAAUUUUGAAACAUUUUCCUGACAUAUGAGGUACACUGUUCAUAUUUAAAAAAAAAAUUCCAUUUCGUUUUCAAGUUUUUUUUUUCAACUGAAAAAUUCAGAUAUCAUGUCUAUUUAUAUUUUUAUAGUGUGCUUUCCAUUUCACUACAAAAUUACUAGAACUUUGGUUGAACUCCCAAAAAGAUAUCCUCUGCCGUGGAAAUUUAAUUAUCUCCCCUUUUUACAUGUUUACUUGAGAUUUUUUUUUCUUUUUAAGAUCGGUUAUAUCAAUAUUUGUCCAAUUUUAAAUGAGAAAUAAUAACACUUACUUCAUAUAGAUAUAAGCAAUAGGGACCCGAAGCACGGCGAAAAUAUCACAUAACAUGCAGGCUGGUGUUUUCAUAUUUUUGUUAUUUUAAGUUUCAAAAUCCGCCAAAAAAUACAUGAAACUUACAUUGUGACGACGACAAUAGUCUUGACGUUACACCUGCUAAAUUUGAAUGGUCAAAAUUUCGAAAUGGCGGAGAAAUCUCGAUUUGAAGCAUUGAAUCCAGAUCGGAAUCACUGAAAAAAAGGAAAUUUACGGAAAAGGUGGAGCAGCGGGCGGUUAUAGAGUUUUGUGUAGACAUCGGGAAAACGCCAACAGAAACACACAAAUUCUUAAAACAGUCCGAGAAACAUAGCAAAGUUAGUCGUUCAUUGGUAUUCAAGUGGCACAAAAGGUUUUGGGACGGAAGAGACAAUUUGGAAGACGAUGAGCGGGCAGGUAAGCCAUCUUUCAGGAAAUCAGAUGCGAAAAAAGAUGAAGUUCUGAACGUUAUCAACAGUGACCGGCGACUAACAGUUCGCGAAGUUGUAGACAAAUGUGACAUUUCUAAGACUACAGCGCACCACAUUUUAGCAAAUGAUUUAAAUAUGAAUCGAGUAUGUGCUAGAUUGGUACCGCGACUUCUUACAGCAGAACAUUUAACAAAAAGAAUGGAAUUGUCAAAUCAAUGUAUUAAAAAAGUUUCUACUGGUGGCAUACGAUUUCUAGACAGAAUAAUUACAACCGACGAAAGCUGGUUUCAUUACUACGAUCCGGAAACUAAACAACAGUCAAGUCAGUGGAAAAACUGUAACUCACCGCCACCAAAGAAGGCAAAGAUAACCAAAUCAAUGGGAAAGAAUAUGUUCAUUCUCUUCAUGGACAGAAAAGGAAUGUUACUGACACAUGCUGUACCCCGUGGCCAGACUGUUAAUUCUGAAUACUACUCCAAGGUACUGAGGCGAUAUUUCGUUCAAGCUUUGAGAAAGAAACGCCCUUAUAUAGCAGCCAACAUAGAGCAAGUGAUAUUACACCAAGACAAUGCACCGGCCCACAUUCUCUAAAAACUCAUCUAGAAAUUGAUUUACUUGGAUUCGAAUGUCUGAAACAUCCUCCGUAUAGCCCUGACUUAGCGCCAAUGGAUUUUGCGGUAUUCUUGCAUAUCAAAUCUUUUCUCCGUGGACAAAGGUUCGACGAUUUACCUGAACUAAUACAGGAAGUAAUGAACAUAAUCUUAAAAAUGAAAACAGAACAGUUUGAGAAAAUAUUUGAUGACUAGUUAAAAGAUGUAAAAAAUGUGUUGCUUUGAAAGGAGGCUACGUUGAGAAAAGUUAAAAUGUUGACGUCGUCGAACGUCGGAACGUCGGAAAUAUUUGUUUGGGUGCUCCGGGUGAGAGUUUCUGGUGAUUUUUAAAUUGAUGAAAAUACGAUUAUUUAAGCAGGUACUGUAAUAAAAUUUUGUACACUUAAUCAGUAAAUCAGUAAAUUAGUUA